UGUAGAAUGUAGGUUAUGAAGUUGUGGGGAUGUAGGACGGCUAUAUACACCGACUCUGCAUCUGUCAGACAGUUCAUUCAAAGUGCUUCUUCGCCGCUACUUGCUGGAAUAUUGCUGAUCAAAAUGUUUAGAGAACUCACGCUCCUUGUUUUUGGAGCUGCCAUGGUCAUGGCGCAAAGAAGACUAGCGCUUCCAGAUCCCAGAAGUUGUGCCAGCAGAGUACGUCAUGCCACAUACAGAGACGCCCGUGGUGUUACACAUUCAUACUUCUUCAGUUGGGAACACUCUCCCACAAGAAGUCUUGAAGUAGACUGGUUAGACGCUAGGAACAUUUGUAGAAGACACUGUAUGGACGCCGUUUCUCUUGAAACUCCACAAGAAAACGAAUUUAUUAAACAGAGAAUAGGCAGAGGCAACGUUCGUUAUAUCUGGACUUCUGGCAGAAAAUGUAACUUUGCUGGAUGUGACAGACAAGAUUUGCAACCACCAAAUAUUAACGGAUGGUUCUGGUCAGGCUCUGGAGCCAAAAUUGGACCCACAACACAAAGAAACUCUGGAGACUGGAGUCACACAGGUGGUUAUGGACAGCCCCAGCCUGACAACAGAGAGGCUGCACAGGGUAACGACGAGUCUUGUUUGUCCAUCUUGAACAACUUCUACAAUGAUGGCGUUAAAUGGCACGAUGUUGCUUGCCACCACGUUAAACCUUUCGUGUGUGAAGACAGUGAAGAACUGUUGAACUUUGUCGCUUCCAGAAAUCCAGGAAUACGUCUUUAAAUUAUUUUAGCUAUUUUCGUACGUAACACCACUGUUCUGAAGAAAACAAAAUCAUUACUUUCGUCGAAAAUUGAAAAAUAAUUUUGUUUCCUUCAAUUUUCAUUUCCCUUUUCCGCAUGUGAAUAUCUGCUUCGUCUCCUUAGUACUUAGUAAUUAUUG
Molecule: messenger RNA, 936 nt
Organism: Zophobas morio
Lineage: Eukaryota; Metazoa; Arthropoda; Insecta; Coleoptera; Tenebrionidae
Exons: 4
Coding region: 16-777 (253 amino acids)
Source: RefSeq, a predicted model, not a curated record